CACGCGCAUCAUCGUUAAUCUCUCUUCACUUCCAGUUCAGUAUCAAUUCGUGUGUGAGUUAUGAAACAUGUGAUUUGCCGUGUAGUUGCGAUCUUUGGAACGUACUCACCGAAGAAUACGAAAAAUAUCUCUGUCCAGUGGUUGUGGGUAUACCAAGUUCGAUAGUCGCCGGAGUUUGACAUCUGUCACGGUCAUUGUUGGAUUACUUUUGUUCAGUAAACAUCAAAUGGAUCAAAUGAAUGGAACACGCACGAUGCUUAAUUACAGUGAUCUCGUGCAGCGGUCCAGAGACGCAUUUCUCAGUGGAAAAACAAGACCUCUGGAAUGGAGGCUGAAACAACUGAAGCAAUUUCACAAAAUGCUGAUUGACAAUACGGGGGAAAUAAUUGUGGCGUUAGAAAGCGAUCUACGAAGGUGUAAAUUCGAGACAACAGCAUUGGAGUUAGACACAGCUCUGGGAGAUGUCAAAUACAUGAUAAUGAAUUUAAAAGAAUUCUCAGCAGUUGAAAAGCCAUCAAAGGGUAUUGUGAAUAUGUUUGACUCCGUUGAGAUCCAUAAAGAUCCGUACGGAGUUGUGCUUAUUAUUGGGGCAUGGAAUUAUCCGCUACUUUUGAAUGUCUCUCCGUUCAUGGGUGCUAUUGCCGCUGGUAACUGCGCUAUUCUGAAACCAUCGGAAAUAUCUCCAGCCACCUCUAAACUUCUUGCCACGAUUAUUCCAAAAUAUCUCGAUACAGAAUGUUACCAUGUCGUCACUGGAGGUGUUCCGGAAACAACAGAACUAUUAAAACAAAAGUUCGAUUAUAUUCUUUACACUGGUUCGACUACAGUCGGCAAAAUUGUCCGUGAGGCUGCAAAUAAACAUUUGACACCUGUCACCUUGGAACUUGGUGGUAAAAGUCCUGUGUAUAUAGACAACACAGCAGAUCUCACAAUAGCAACUAAACGUAUACUUUGGGGAAAGUUCGUCAACGUUGGACAGACAUGCAUUGCGCCAGAUUAUGUAUUAUGUACUAAGGAGGUUCAAGAGGCGUUUGUGGAGGAGGGAAAGAAAAUAUUGACAGAGUGGUAUGGAGAAAACCCAAAGGACAGUCCUGAUAUGGCUAGGAUCAUCAACAAUAAUCAUUAUCAACGUCUGAUGAAUCUGUUGAAUGGCAACGGUAAAGUGGUAGUUGGUGGUGAGACAGACUCUCGAGACAGGUUCAUCGCUCCAACUAUCUUAACCGAUGUCAAACCAUCUGAUCCUGUAAUGCAGGAGGAGAUAUUUGGGCCUAUUCUCCCGAUUAUCAAUGUCGAUAAUGCGUAUGAAGCGAUCAAAUUCAUAAAUGAACGCGACUGCCCCCUCACGCUGUACAUAUUUACCAAGGACAGUGGAGUGCGUAAUUUGAUAAUUGAACAAACUCGGAGUGGUUCAAUAUGCGUCAAUGACACGAUAAUGCAGUUUGCUGUUGACUCACUUCCAUUCGGCGGAGUUGGCGCAUCUGGAAUGGGCGCUUAUCACGGAAAAGCGACGUUCGACACAUUUGUACACAAAAAAUCAGUUCUCGUCAAAAAUUACAAUCCUAUCGCUGAAGCGCUGGCUUCCGCUCGAUAUCCACCGUAUUCAGAUCGUAAGCUGACAUUCCUCGGUUUGUUAGUGGCAAAGCGACCUGAUAUCCCUGGCAUCAAGUAUCUACCUCAUCUCAUAAUGUUUGGACUCGGUGUCAUUGUUACCAUUGGCAUCAAAGCCGCCAUCAAGGAGUACGGAUCUCAAGGCGACGAUAUGUAGAGACGAGCUUUCCGUUUUUUUAAAAGGAGAGUCAAUGAUUUUGGGAGUGAAUGGUGAAUCAGUUCGAUUUAAAAGUGAAUUUUCCUGUUGAACGUGAAAAUUUUCCCUCUCAGUGAGGCCGAUUCAGUUAAUUUACUGAUGUCGAAAAGGCGUAUAUGCUGGGACAUACGACUGUUUGGCCUCAAACACUCGCAAAAAGUUCUGACUUUUCUCUGUGAAAUCAAUGUUCAUAUUGAUGUCAUGGAGGGACUGUCGAAUUGUUUGACGAUUUCAGUUGUAUAAUCACAUAUUAAAUAAGACAUCACAAGUGAAUUUUCAACACCAGUCAUAUAAAGAGAAUAACACGUCGAUGUCAACAGAAUUCCUUGAAUUUUUAUAAUUUUUCAUUCUUCAGUUUUCUAAUUGUUGAUACUUGAGAAUAAACAUCACAAGAGAUAGUCAUUUUGAUAUUAAGGAGGGGGGGGGGGCAUCGCGAAUUUUGAAUUGUUAAUCAAAACAUUGUGUGUGUAAAUGGUGCAAUUAAAAUGAGGCAUUUUUAAUGCAAUUGUUUGUCAAUGCAAAUUAAUUUUAUAAGAGUGAUUAUAUUAUUUUGUUCAGGUUUCGAUGUAAUAUAAUGAUUAUUCUAAUAAAAAAAUAUGUUUGUACGAUAA
Molecule: messenger RNA, 2415 nt
Organism: Diachasma alloeum
Lineage: Eukaryota; Metazoa; Arthropoda; Insecta; Hymenoptera; Braconidae
Gene: Aldh-III
Product: fatty aldehyde dehydrogenase
Exons: 12
Coding region: 227-1765 (512 amino acids)
Biological process (GO): aldehyde metabolic process
Cellular component (GO): cytoplasm
Molecular function (GO): aldehyde dehydrogenase (NAD+) activity
Source: RefSeq, a predicted model, not a curated record